AUGGCGUCCGACGAGAUUGUCUGGCAAAUUAUCAACCAGCAAUUUUGUGCCUUUAAGCUCAAGACCCCAAAAGAGCAGAAUUUCUGCCGCAACGAAUACAAUGUGACCGGCCUUUGUAACCGUCAGUCGUGCCCGCUGGCCAACUCUCGAUAUGCCACGGUCCGCCAGCACCCGACCAAGCAGACGCUCUACCUGUACAUGAAGACUGUCGAACGUGCGCACCUGCCGUCCAAGAUGUGGGAGCGCAUCAAGCUUUCCAACAACUACAGCAAAGCUCUAGAGCAGAUUGACGAGCGCCUCAUCUACUGGCCCAAGUUUCUCACGCACAAAUGCAAACAGCGUCUCACUCGCCUGACGCAGGUGCAGAUUCGCAUGCGCCGCAUCGCCGCUGAGGAGGAGCGUCUCGGCGAGAAGCUGGUGCCCAAGCUGGCGCCCAAGAUCAGGCACCGCGAGCGUGCGCGCGAGCGCAAGGCCGAGGCUGCUGCCAAGCUGGAGCGCACCAUUGAGCGCGAGCUGCUCGAGCGUCUACGACAGGGCGCAUACGGCGAGCAGCCACUCAAUGUCAGCGAGGAUAUCUGGAAAAAGGUCCUCAACGCCAUGGAGCGCGAGGGCAACGGUGUUCGCGACGAGGACAUGGACGAGGGCAUUGACUCGGACGAGGAGGAGCUUGACAGCGAACUCGAGGACGGCGAAAAGGCUGUCGAGUAUGUGUCCGACCUGGACGAGAGCGAGGAGGAGCUCAACGAUCUGCAAGACUGGCUCGAGAGCGACGAGGAGGACGAGGAGGAAGAGGAAGAUGACGAAGAUGAGAGCGAUGAAGACGAGACGGAAAAGAAGAGCAACAAGAGAAAGCGUGGCCGCGUUAUCAAGAUGAAGAACAAGCGUCUUCGCCAGGACGAGAAGGAGAAGGAGAAGCUUACUCUCACAAACGACCUCGCCUGGUAG
Molecule: messenger RNA, 945 nt
Organism: Beauveria bassiana ARSEF 2860
Lineage: Eukaryota; Fungi; Ascomycota; Sordariomycetes; Hypocreales; Cordycipitaceae
Product: MAK16 protein, putative
Exons: 2
Coding region: 1-945 (314 amino acids)
Biological process (GO): maturation of LSU-rRNA; maturation of 5.8S rRNA
Cellular component (GO): preribosome, large subunit precursor; nucleolus
Source: RefSeq, a predicted model, not a curated record